UUUUAGAUGUUCUUAUGGGCUACAAUGGAACAAUAUUUGCUUACGGACAGACUUCUAGUGGCAAAACACACACUAUGGAGGGUGUAUUGGAUAGCCCUACACUACAAGGAAUUAUUCCAAGAAUAGUCAAUGAUAUCUUUAAUUACAUCUAUACCAUGGACGAAAAUGUGGAAUUUCACAUCAAGGUUUCAUAUUUUGAAAUAUAUCUAGAUAAGAUCCGAGAUCUCCUAGAUAUUUCAAAGACUAAUCUCUCGGUUCAUGAAGAUCAAAAUCGUGUUCCUUUUGUCAAGGGGGCAACAGAACGAUUCGUCACCUCUCCUGAGGAAGUAAUGGAGGUGAUUGAUGAAGGAAAAUCUAAUAGGCAUAUUGCAGUGACUAAUAUGAAUGAACAUAGCUCACGCAGCCAUAGUGUUUUUCUGAUCAAUGUGAAACAAGAGAACUUGGAGAACCAGAAGAAACUAAGUGGUAAAUUGUACCUUGUGGAUCUAGCUGGAAGUGAGAAAGUCAGUAAAACUGGAGCUGAAGGAAUGGUAUUAGAUGAAGCAAAAAACAUUAACAAGUCUCUUUCUGCCCUUGGUAAUGUUAUUUCUGCUCUAGCUGAUGGAAAUAAGACUCACAUUCCCUAUCGAGAUAGUAAACUGACGAGAAUCCUUCAAGAAAGCUUGGGAGGAAAUGCACGCACCACAAUCAUUAUCUGUUGUUCUCCUGCUUCAUAUAAUGAAACUGAAACCAAGUCCACACUCGACUUUGGCAGAAGAGCUAAGACUAUUACCAACAAUGUUAUUGUCAAUGAAGAAUUAACAGCAGAAGAAUGGAAACGUAGAUAUGAAAAAGAAAAGGAGAAGAAUACCAAACUUAAGGCUCAAUUGGAGCGUGCUGAAGCUGAAUUAAGCCGUUGGAGACUCGGUGAAACAGUGCCACAAGAUGAGCAGCUUUCCAGUAAAGAGCUAGAAAUCAGUACGAUUAGUCUGCCCGAGACUGCUCCACCUCCGGUGUGUGCCGAACCAAUGACCAAUGAGGAGCGAGCCAAAUUUCAGGAAGAACAGUCUCGCCUUUACAGUCAGCUGGAUGAGAGGGAUGAUGAAAUUGAUCGUCAGAGUCAGCUAGUUGAAAAACUAAAGGAACAGAUAAUGGACCAGGAAGAGCUGAUAACGUCAACACGACGAGACUAUGAACUGCUUCAACAAGAAAUGAACAGAAUCCAGGAAGAGAAUGAGUCUGCAAAAGAAGAGGUGAAGGAGGUUCUCCAAGCUCUGGAAGAGCUGGCUGUUAACUAUGACCAGAAGUCGCAGGAAGUGGAGACUAAAAAUAGAGAUUUUGAAAACCUUAGUGAAGAACUGAGCCAUAAACUUUCACAGCUGAAUUCAACACAGAAUGACCUACAACUGCAGAGAGAUCACAACAUACACCAACGUAAGAGAGUUAUUGAAAUGCUGACCAAUCUUUUGAAGGAUCUUGGAGAGAUUGGUGGAGUUCUUGGUGGAAACAUAGCAGAUAUGAAGCCAUCAGCUGAUAUGGCUGGAAAAAUUGAAGAGGAGUACACUGUUGCUCGUUUGUACAUCAGCAAGAUGAAGACAGAAGUUACAGGUUUAGUUCAGAGGUGUCAGCAGCUAGAAAGGUUUCAAUCAGAUUGUAACAAGAAAAUUGAAGCUAAUGAAAAAGAAAUGGCACAAUGUCGACUUCUUAUUAGCCAGUAUGAAGCUAAGGUGAAAUCGCUGCAAGAGUCAAUGCGAGAUGUGGAGAACAAGAGACGUUCCUUGGAAGAAGCAGUGGAUUCACUAAAUGAAGAGUGUGCUAAACUGAAGGCAGCCGAGGAGAUGCAUAUUUUGACAUCUAAAGAGAAAGAAAAGGAGAAGAACACAGCAGAAGAAAUGAAGGAAGCUUUGGAGCAACAAAUCGAAAAACAUCGGGAAACUCACCAGAAGCAACUUUCCACUCUCAGGAAUGAAAUAUCAGUAAAACAGGAGUUAAUUGAACAGCUGAGAGAUACCAACCAAAAAUAUUCUGUGGCUCAGGACCGACUUCAGCAGGAAUAUGAACGACUGAAGCAGGAAGAAAAGGAUAAAUCUCAGAAACUCGAGGAGUUAUCGCUUCUAAACAGUCAACGAGAACAAGCUCACCAGGACUUAAAGGGAUUAGAGGAAACUGUGGCUAAAGAACUGCAGACCCUUCACAAUCUCCGUAAACUGUUUGUACAAGAUUUACAGAACCGGGUGAAGAAGGCUGCAGCUGGUGAUGAUGCAGAAGAUACUGGGGUGAGCUUAGCUCAGAAACAAAAAAUCUCAUUCUUAGAAAACAAUCUUGAACAGCUGACCAAGGUCCACAAACAGCUUGUUCGUGACAAUGCUGAUUUGCGCUGUGAACUACCUAAACUGGAAAAAAGGUUGAGAGCCACAUUGGAAAGAGUGAAAGGAUUAGAAGCUGCUGUAAAAGAAGCUAAAGAGAGUGCUAUGAAGGAUCGAAAAAGGUACCAGUAUGAAGUAGAUAGAAUCAAGGAAGUUGUUCGACAGAAAAGUUUAGCACGCAGGGGACAUUCUGCCCAGAUAGCUAAACCUAUUCGAGCUGGCCAUCACCCUAUAAACUCUGGUUUUGGUGGUUUCCGUAGUGGUCCAGAUAAAAUGUAA
Limulus polyphemus (Atlantic horseshoe crab) is the source of this 2624-nucleotide messenger RNA. RefSeq names its product kinesin heavy chain-like. Gene Ontology annotation, molecular function: microtubule binding; ATP binding; microtubule motor activity. The coding region runs from base 15 to 2624 and encodes 869 amino acids. The record is from RefSeq and is a predicted model, not a curated record. Gene Ontology annotation, biological process: microtubule-based movement. Lineage: Eukaryota; Metazoa; Arthropoda; Merostomata; Xiphosura; Limulidae. The transcript is spliced from 22 exons.